CCCCAACACGGCAGUUUCUUCCUACUAUUAGUCGGAGUAUUAUUUAUUAGUAGUAUUAGUAAUGUACAUUGAUCGUGAAAUUAAAGAUGGAAACUUUGUGCUCAAAUAUUAAUGUUGGAUCAUCAAUCUCCAAAUCAUUAUUUUGUUAUAGAUUUCCAUCCAUAACACAUAAAAGAGGGGUUGCUUGUGGGAGAAAGGAGCUUCCUAUGAAAAAGCUGAGAGAGAAUGAUCAAAAUUUGAUGAAAUGGAUAGGGAAAGGAGUUAUUGGAUUAGCUGCUGCUACUGCUUUGUCCUUCUCCUCUUAUUCUCCAGCUUUCGCUCACUCUUUAACUGUAGCAUUCCCUGUCUCUCACACACCUGAGGUAAACACAGUUCAGAGGACCUUAAUUGAGGCUUGGAGUUUGAUUAGAGAGACAUUCGUAGAUCCAACUUUCAAUCAUCAAGAUUGGGAUUUGAAACUGCAACAAACCAUGGUAGAAAUGUUUCCAUUGAGGUCAGAAGAUGCUGCCUAUAGCAAAGUAAGGGGAAUGCUAUCUACGCUUGGAGAUCCCUAUACACGCAUUAUUAGUCCUAAGGAGUACCAAAGUUUUAGAAUAGGAAGUGAUGGAAAUUUACAAGGUGUUGGACUCUUUGUCAGUGUUCAACCAAAUACAGGCCACCUGGUUGUUUUGUCCUGUGUGGAGAAUAGCCCAGCUGCACGUGCUGGCAUUCAUGAAGGAGAUGAAUUGCUUGAGAUAAAUGGUGAGAGGCUUGAUGGAGUUGACAGUGAAACAGCAGCUCAAAAACUGAGGGGCCGUGCUGGUACAACUGUUACAGUCAAAGUUCACAGAGGUAAUGGUGCAGGAGUAUCCAGUUAUCAAGAGGUUAAACUACCUCGCGAAGUGAUUAAGCUUUCACCAGUAUCCAGUGCCAUCAUCCCUCAUAAAAUGCCUGAUGGUCGUCUCUUGAAAACUGGAUAUGUAAAGUUGUCAAGCUUCUCUCAGUCUGCUGCUAUGGAAAUGGAAAACACAAUUCAGGAUAUGGAAAAUCAGGGUGUGCAAUCAUAUAUAUUAGAUCUUCGGAAUAAUCCUGGAGGUCUCGUUACGGCUGGGUUAGAUGUUGCCCAGAUAUGGCUAGAUGGCGAUGAGACACUUGUGAACACUGUUGAUAGGGAUGGAAACAUGGCACCAAUUAGCAUGGUCAAUGGACAUGCUGUAACACACGAUCCACUUGUCGUCCUUGUGAAUGAGGGAAGUGCAAGUGCUAGUGAGAUUCUGGCCGGGGCACUCCAUGAUAAUGGUCGUGCAAUCCUUGUCGGGCAUAAGACUUUCGGGAAAGGAAAGAUACAGAGUGUUACACAGUUGCACGAUGGAUCGGCUCUAUUUGUUACAGUAGCCAAGUAUUUGUCUCCAGCACUUCAUGACAUCGAUCAAGUGGGAAUAACACCUGAUGUUCAGUGUACAGUUGAGAUGCUUAAUUCAGCCAAAGACACCUUUAAGGAAAGGAAAACAUCCUCAUCAUCUUUGGAGGCUGAUUCUUGCAUCAUGGUUGCUGAACAUGAAUUGGAUAUUCAAGAAUCAAAGGGUUCUGCUUCUUGACUAGUUAGCAUAGGAGAUUCAAAAUGGUACAAGUUGUUUAUGAAUAUGAAUUAUAUAU
Molecule: messenger RNA, 1635 nt
Organism: Solanum verrucosum
Lineage: Eukaryota; Viridiplantae; Streptophyta; Magnoliopsida; Solanales; Solanaceae
Product: carboxyl-terminal-processing peptidase 3, chloroplastic
Exons: 12
Coding region: 87-1577 (496 amino acids)
Biological process (GO): proteolysis
Molecular function (GO): protein binding; endopeptidase activity; serine-type peptidase activity
Source: RefSeq, a predicted model, not a curated record